Messenger RNA from Seminavis robusta, 372 nucleotides. The record is from the annotation of a GenBank genome assembly. NCBI's taxonomy places the organism in Eukaryota, Bacillariophyta, Bacillariophyceae, Naviculales, Naviculaceae.
AUGGAGGUUCCCAACGAUACCAGCCUUGGUCAUGGGUUCUUCACCCUUCACAACCCCGAAAAUGAUGACAUCAAGACAAUGAGAUCUAUCUUGACGAAACCUGCCGUUCUGGGGGCGGUCUACGUGAGUGAGCAAAAGAGGAUCAGAGGUUUCUUCUUACUUACCGUCGACUCCAAUAGCAAUCAAGCCAUUGAACACUUCAACGACUUAGCUGAAUAUUGCGACAUUGAGGAUCUGACGGUGGGGACGGCCCUUGAUAUCCUAUACUCUAAAGGACGCAAACGUAAACUACUCAAGAGUAACACCCGCACCCUAUACCGUGAAUUACGGGCUCUCGCCAUCCAGGCAUUGGGUUGGCAACUACGACCUUAA